AUGCUGCAAAGAAUUAAAAGACGUCAAGAAGAAGACGAUGAAGAGGAUAUGGAUUUUGUGCAGGAUCAGCAACCUGAAAGCGAUAUUGAGAUGGAUAUCGAUGAUGAAAAAUUAAAAGAUAUGAUUGAUAAAGUAGCCCGUGAGUUGGAUAGAUUGAGCCAACCCAUUGAAGAAGAAAUAAUGUUCAGCGUUGAAGAUGAUGACGAUGAUUAUGAGGGUGAAUAUGAUGCGGAAGAAAAAGAAGAACUGCAAGAAGCAGAAGACAAACUGCAAGUAUAUACUGACAAGGAAGAUGAUGUUCGUGCAGGAGUGAGGUUUGAAGAAGUCCCCAUGUUGAGUACAACAGAUGAUUCAAAUAAAGACAAGAAAAGGAGAACACGAAGUGGAUGA
Molecule: messenger RNA, 390 nt
Organism: Cylindrotheca closterium
Lineage: Eukaryota; Bacillariophyta; Bacillariophyceae; Bacillariales; Bacillariaceae
Source: the annotation of a GenBank genome assembly